Messenger RNA from Columba livia (rock pigeon), 3141 nucleotides. RefSeq names its product FtsJ RNA 2'-O-methyltransferase 3 (gene FTSJ3). Lineage: Eukaryota; Metazoa; Chordata; Aves; Columbiformes; Columbidae. Gene Ontology annotation, molecular function: rRNA (uridine-2'-O-ribose)-methyltransferase activity; rRNA (guanine) methyltransferase activity. Bases 226 to 2736 code for a protein of 836 amino acids. Gene Ontology annotation, biological process: maturation of 5.8S rRNA from tricistronic rRNA transcript (SSU-rRNA, 5.8S rRNA, LSU-rRNA); rRNA methylation; maturation of LSU-rRNA from tricistronic rRNA transcript (SSU-rRNA, 5.8S rRNA, LSU-rRNA). The transcript has 22 exons. Gene Ontology annotation, cellular component: nucleolus; preribosome, large subunit precursor; nucleus. The record is from RefSeq and is a predicted model, not a curated record.
UCCUUCUCCUGCCUGCGGCAGCCCUGCCUGGCCACGGCGGCGGGGACGCGCCACUCCCAACAUGGCGGCGAGGGAGAGCGGAAGCGGGGCGGCUCGCGCGGGGCACGCCGGGAAGGUGCUGUGGGCACGUGGUGGCGGGACCGGGACCGGGACCGGGGCCGGGAUCGCGAUCGUGACCGCCUGUGCCGGUACCGCCAGCAGGUCUCGGGCCCACCCGCCGCCACCAUGGGCAAGAAGAGCAAACUGGGCAAGAGCCGGAGGGACAAGUUCUACCACCUCGCCAAGGAGACGGGAUUCCGCUCCCGCUCCUCCUUCAAGCUCCUCCAGCUCAACCGCAAGUUCCAGUUCCUGCAGAAGGCCCGGGCGCUGCUGGACCUGUGCGCAGCCCCCGGUGGGUGGCUGCAGGUGGCUUCUAAAUUCAUGCCAGUUUCCAGCUUGAUCAUUGGGGUGGACUUGGUCCCCAUCAAGCCCAUUCCCAACGUGGUGACGCUGCAGGAGGACAUCACCACCGAGAAAUGCCGCCAGGCCCUGCGCAAGGAGCUGCAGACGUGGAAGGUGGAUGUGGUGCUGAACGACGGAGCACCCAACGUGGGAGCCAGCUGGGUGCAUGAUGCCUAUUCCCAAGCCAACCUGACUCUCAUGGCCCUGAAACUGGCCUGCGAGUUCCUCUGCAAAGGUGGGUGGUUCAUCACCAAGGUGUUUCGUUCCCGGGACUACCAGCCGCUCCUCUGGAUCUUCCAGCAGUUCUUCAGCAAGGUCCAGGCCACCAAACCCCAGGCGUCCCGCAAUGAAUCUGCCGAGAUCUUCGUGGUGUGUCAGGGUUAUCAGGCUCCUGACAAAAUCGACAGCAAGUUUUUUGACCCAAAAUACGCCUUCAAGGAGGUGGAAGUUCAGACCAAAUCUGUCAGUGAGCUGGUCAGCAAGAAGAAACCAAAGGCAGAAGGUUACGCAGAUGGUGACACCACCCUCUACCACCGCUUCACCCUGAUGGACUUUCUCAAGGCUCCCAACCCCGUGGAUUUUCUCUCCAAGGCCAACGAGAUCACACUGGGGGAUGGGGAGCUGGAGAAUCACAGUUCCACCACGGAGGAGCUGCGGCAGUGCUGCAAGGACAUCCGCGUGCUGGGCCGCAAAGAGCUCAGAGCUCUGCUGAACUGGAGAACGAAGCUGCGGCGUUUCUUGGCCAAAAAGCUGAAAGAGCAGGCGAAGGAGCUGGAUAUCAACCUGAGCUCCGGUGAGGAGGAGGAGGGCAAAGAGGAGGAGGAGAAGGAGAAAAAGUCGUCGCCAAGAGCCGCAGUGGAUGAGGACGUGAAAGAGGACGAGGAGGUAGAGCUGGCGUUGGCAGAGAUGAAGGUCAAGGAGCUGGCGGAGUUAAAGAGAAAGAAGAAGAAGAUCCUGAAGGAACAGCGGAAGCAGCGGGAGCGUGUGGAGCUGAAAAUGGACCUCCCUGGUGUCUCCAUCGCUGAUGACGGUGACACCAGCAUGUUCUCCCUCCGGACUAUCGGCAGGACACCGCUGCUGAACGAGAUGACCCGUGGGGACAUGGCUUCGGCAGACGCUCUCCUGGAGAUAGGACCUGGGGAUGAUGACAUUUACGUAUCAGAUAAUGAGGAAGACGAUGAUGUGUCCCUGGCCAGCGACCUCGACCCAGAGGAGCUGCUUGAGAUAGAAGCUCGUCAGCGGCGGCUGGAGCGGGAGAAGCGAGAGCAGAGUGUGAAGAGGGGGAAGUUUAAACAGAAGGAGGAAGAGGAAGAAAGGGAGGAAGAGGAAAAUCCCCUGCUGGUGCCUCUGGAGGAGAAGUCGGUGCUGGAGGAGCGACAAACCAACCUGUGGUUCGGGAAGGACGCCUUUGCCGGCAUCGAGGACGAUGCAGAUGAGGACCUGGAGCUGGGGCAUUCACAGAUGUUGGCUGAGAAACAGCGCGAGGCGCAGAGAGAUAAAGCAGCGAGAAAAGGGCAGAAGAAUACGGUGGUUCCCCAGGAGGAGGCUCCAGCCGAGCACCCUCCUGCUGCAGACGUCAGACCCGAUGCUGACAGCGUGCAAGACAAUCAGAGCAGUGACGACGACACCAGCAGCGAUGAUGAGAGCCCACCCACACCAGUGGAGAGGAAGCGGGGCCGUGUGGAGCCGUGUGGCUUCGAGGUGGUGCCCAUCGAGAACCCAGUGAAAAGAGCCCGUGUCCUGGACGCAGAGGGGCUGGCGCUCGGCUCCGUCAUCGCCACCUCCAAAAAAGCCCGACGGGACCUGAUCGACGACUCCUUCAACAGGUAUUCCUUCAAUGAGGAGGAGGGUGAGCUGCCGGAGUGGUUCACGGAGGAGGAGAAGCAGCACCGGCGCAAGCAGGUCCCCGUGGACCGGCAGACGGUGGAGGCGUAUCGGCAGCGCUGGCGCGAGAUCAACGCCCGCCCCAUCAAGAAGGUGGCGGAGGCCAAGGCGCGGAAGAAACAGCGGAUGCUGAAGAAGAUGGAGCAGAUGAAGAAGAAAGCGGAGGCCGUGGUGAACACGGUGGAUAUUUCGGAGAGGGAGAAGGUGGCGCAGCUGCGGCGCAUCUACAAGAAGGCUGGGCUGGCCAAGGAGAAGCGGCAGGUCACCUACUUGGUGGCUAAGAAAGGCGUGGGACGCCGGGUGCGCCGUCCUCCUGGCGUCAAGGGCCAGUUCAAGGUCGUCGACAGCCGCCUGAAGAAGGAUGUGAGAGCUCAGAAGCGCAAAGAACAGAAGAAAAAACGCCACAAGUGAUGAGGGACCAGGGACUCUGCUUCACGUGGCAGGGCUGCCCUCGUGGGCAGCCAGCUUGUCUUGCUGCUGUCCCUUAUUGUGGGGACAGGGACUUAACCGCACGUCCUGACAGUCUGUGCCUUGAUGUGAUGUUGCCUCCUGUCCUCUGUUGGGACGGGGAGGUUUUAUUUGGCCUCAGCGCUGUAGCAUCGACCCCCUUCCAUCUCCGGAUCUCUCACCAUUGCUGGCUGGUGGGAGACUGGCCCUGCAGAUGUGGCACGAGCAUCCACGCCAGCCCUUGGUGUCCCCAAGGAGGUUGUGGCUCGGGGACAGCUCUCUGGGCCACGUUUGUCACCGCAGCUGCAGGACGGUGGGUGGCAGUUCCCCAGUUAUGGCGGAAUUAAACUCCAGUCUGAGGAUGUCCCA